ACACACCAGCAGAGGGGGGUAGAGAGCCAUCCAGCAGGGGGUGCCUCUUCCCCAGCACAGGAGGGGUGUGCAGGAGGGUGACCUGUGCUGGUGGCAGGCUGGGUGGAUGUCCUCAGCUGCAGAGAGUGAUGCUCCUUCCUCCUCCUCCCCCCAUUCAGCACACACAGGAUGCCGGCUCUGCUAUUGCAUGUGGCUGACAAGUCCUCCUCCUCAUCCCCUUGUCUGACAACAGAGCCAGCUGAUGUGGAGCCUCUCCCCUCCUGCACCCCCCUGGCCGGCUGACAAAGGACCCCAGCCCCCCCCCUCCUCUCUGUCACCAUGUCACCAUGGACUGCUGUCAAGCUGGACUUCCUCCACCACAUCUCCAUCCUUUGCUUCGUUAAUGCCAUGUCCCCGGGAUGGGUAGAUACCGCUUUCCCCUUUACAGCUGCGUGUAGCGGUAAACUGGAGCAGCACACUGAGAGGAGAGGGGUGAUCUACAGUCCAGCGUGGCCACUCAACUACCCCCCCACCAUGAACUGCAGCUGGUACAUCCAGGGAGAUCACGGGGACGUCAUUACAAUAAGCUUCAAGAACUUUGACCUUCAGGACUCUCACAAGUGCUCUGUGGACUGGCUCCUGAUUGGCCCAUCUUCAAAGCGAGAAGAGUACAAAGUAUGCGGCUCCACCAUGCCUUCCGCCUUCACCUCCUCCCGGGAUCACGUUUGGAUAUUCUUCCACUCGGACGCCUCCAGUUCCGGACAGUCUCAGGGGUUCCGGCUCUCCUAUAUCCGGGGUAAAUUGGGACUGAGUUCCUGUCCGUCGGAUGAAUUUCUCUGCGGAAACGGCAAAUGCAUCCCAAGCACCUGGAAGUGUAACGCCAUGGACGAGUGCGGGGAUAACUCAGACGAACGUAACUGCACGCCGCCAUCUACAGAGAUCCGCACCAGCCUCUGCCCCCUGGGGACCUUUCCUUGUAACGCGGCCGGCACCACACAGUGCAUGCUCAACGAGCUGCGCUGCAACUCCGUGAAGGACUGCAUCAGCGGCGCCGACGAGGAGAACUGCCCCGAGCUGUCGUGUGGCGGGAAGCUCAGCAACUUCUACGGCUCCUUCGCCUCGCCGGACUUCUUCCGGCCGGACCGCGGCCACUCGGAACUACAGUGCACAUGGCACGUGGACACGGAAGAUAACCGCCACGUCAUCCUGCAGAUCGACCUGCAGCUGGGGUACAGCGACUUCGUCAGGGUGUACGAAGGCAUCGGCGAGAGGAGCGAAAAACUCCUCCAAACGCUUUCCUUCCGAAACAACCGCCACACGGUCAGCGCCGAGUCCCCCAAUGGCCGGCUCACGCUGACGUACCGUGCGCGCCCGAAGAGCAUGGGCCACGGGUUUAACGCCACUUACCAAGUGAAGGGUUACUGCCUCCCCUGGGAGCAUCCGUGCGGAAUGGACGACAUAUGCUACUCGGACAGUCAGAACUGUGACGGGUGGUGGAACUGCCCGAAUGGCAAAGACGAGGAGAACUGCCCGGCCUGCCAAAACAACGAGUACCCCUGCGAGGGGGGCAGCGGCUUGUGCUACUCUAACCUGGACCGCUGCAACAACCAAAAAAACUGCCCUGAUGGCUCAGAUGAGAAAAACUGUUUCACGUGCCAGCCUGGCAACUUCCACUGUGGCACCAAUCUAUGCAUCUUCGAGACUUGGCGCUGCGACGGGCAAGAAGAUUGCCAGGAUGGGAGCGACGAACAGAACUGCCUGGUUAUCGUACCGCGAAAGGUCAUCACAGCGGCGCUGAUCGGCAGCCUGGUGUGUGGACUGCUGCUGGUGGUCGCCUUGGGUUGUGCGUUCAAGCUCUACUCGCUAAGAAGCAGGGAAUACAGGGCAUUCGAAACUCAGAUGACCCGCUUGGAGGCGGAGUUUGUAAGACGUGAGGCUCCUCCUUCUUACGGGCAACUUAUUGCUCAAGGGCUUAUCCCACCUGUUGAGGACUUUCCAGCUUUCAGUGACUCUCAAGUCUCCAUGUUGCAGAACAUCCGCACAGCCAUGAGACGUCAGAUGAGGCGUCACUCGUCCAGAAGGGCCUCUUCCAGGAGGCGUUUAGGUCGGUUGUGGAACAGAUUAUUCCACCGCCCUCGGGCGAGAGGCCAAAUCCCCCUCCUGAGCUCGUCGCUUCUUUCCCGGUACGGCGACCCGGACGCUGGGAUGGGGGAGGAGAACUGCUGGAGCCCAUCGACGCCUCCAGAAAGACUCAACACACACACACAAACCAGCGGCCAGGACGGAGGAGAAAGCCCCGAACUGGCGGUUGGCCAGCAUGAACUGGAGAUCGCGGGUCGGCUCCCUUCAAAUGCACUUCAGGAGGCGCGCUCUGGAGGAAGCGCUCAACCUGAAGUGGAAUGGUCCACGGCCCGUUUGGACUCUGAAAACAGCCGUGGUUACUUGAAUCCAGCCAUAAGGGAAGAUGCGGGGGAUCGGACGCCGGCUGGUCCCUCGGAUACGUUUUACAUGGUGCCUGUACCGGAAAGGACUACUGCUGGUCCCAGCGUUGCAUCUAAUAGCCAUCAAUUCAACAGGAAACACUUAAAAUUGCCUUUGAAGUACUCAGACAGCUUAUUGAAUGUCCAGAUUCAGGGGAACGAGCCGCCAUGUGGCUGCGCGACUUCUUGCCAGGACGAGCCCUUGGGCGUACACGUGACUUGCCAUCCGACAACCCCGUCAGCCUCUCACCCGCUGUCGGAGAGCAGCCCAAGUGACGAUGACUCUUUACUCAAUUGCUGAUGUCAUUUCCUCCCAUUUAGGCUUUUUUAUAUGGCGGUACGAUGUGCAACUGGGUCAUGUGACAUGUUGUAACCCAAAGCAGCCAAUCGGCAUCCAAGAUCCUGCAGCUUGAAGUGUUUCCCUCGCCCAAGACUUUUUUCUAUUUUUGGACAGAGUAGGCCCCCUGGUCUUACCCCAUUACUUCCUGUCCAAGAGACACAUCAGGAAGGAAGAGGAAAUCAUACGAAGAAGAAUUCCUCUCUUAGACCAUUGUCACCAGAACAGCUGUCCCCACUAGAGGUUUUUCCUGUUUUUGUGACAACUGUGACAUUUUUGGUUUCCUAUCACUUUCUUUACCAGUGGCUAGUGAUGAGCUAAUGUUUGGGCCAAUCCCAAGAGAGUUUGUCACAUGGUAGCAGGCUUCCGGCCCAAACAGCUGCAGACGUGCAUCUAACAAGGGGGCAAGGGUGAUGUUGGCAUUGUUGUCCUAAUAUGGCCACUUAACCAUAGUCAAUGACAUUGUCCAAAUACACCCAUGUGGCUACAUUAGGUCAUUGAUGUUCAAAUACGGCCAUUGACCAAAUAUGUCUAUGAGGUCAUAUUAAGUCAAUGAUGUCACCAGCAUCCCCAGCCCUUUGUUAUGUACGGCUGUGGGGUGGUGAUGCUUUUGACAUCAUUGACCCAGUAUGGCCACAAAACCAUAUUUGGUCAUUGACCAGCAUCUCCACCCCUUUGUUAAGUGUGGCUGUGAGGGGGUAGAAAAUGAUGGCAUCAUUGACCUAAUAUGGCCCUAUAGCCAUGUUUGGUCAAAGACAUUGUCCAAAUACACCCAUUUGGCUACAUUAGGUCAAUGAUAUCCAAAUAUGCCCAUUGACCAAAUAUGUUUAUGAGGCCAUAUU
Messenger RNA from Rana temporaria (common frog), 3638 nucleotides. RefSeq names its product LDL receptor related protein 3 (gene LRP3). NCBI's taxonomy places the organism in Eukaryota, Metazoa, Chordata, Amphibia, Anura, Ranidae. The record is from RefSeq and is a predicted model, not a curated record. Gene Ontology annotation, molecular function: protein binding. Gene Ontology annotation, cellular component: plasma membrane.